Messenger RNA from Armigeres subalbatus, 3577 nucleotides. RefSeq names its product serine/arginine repetitive matrix protein 2-like. The transcript has 6 exons. Gene Ontology annotation, cellular component: nucleus. Bases 59 to 2962 code for a protein of 967 amino acids. Lineage: Eukaryota; Metazoa; Arthropoda; Insecta; Diptera; Culicidae. The record is from RefSeq and is a predicted model, not a curated record. Gene Ontology annotation, biological process: regulation of cell shape; cytoskeleton organization; regulation of transcription by RNA polymerase II.
ACUGCAACGGCUGUCAAAAUUUUCCAUCAAAUUGUCAAAACAAAAGUGGUUAACCAAGAUGUCGGAUUUGAAUGAUGACUUGCUCAGCUACGAGCUGGCGGAAGGUGAGGAUCCGGCCCUACUGAAUGAGGACGACCUGCUGCUGUCCGACGAUGAGAGUGGCAUCAAGCUCGAGCAACACGAGGAGGAGUUCCUGCUCAGCGAAUCGGAGGACUGGGUUGCCAAACAGCUUGCGGCCAAGGAGAAGGAAGCAGCUCAACGAUUGUCGAAGAAAGUUUCGGAUCUCACGCCGCCGACGACGACGACGCCUACCGUCGUUCACGCCUCAAAGGAAAAUGCAGCCCAGGUGCAGCCUAGGAAGGUCACCAACGUAAAACGGAUUCCACCGUCGCAGCAACGUAGUGCGAGUCCAAAAGAACAAACACCUUCCAUACCGGAAGUGAAGAAAGAAAUUAUCAGAACUGAAAUCGCGCCGCCAGCAAGUGCCCCAGCUCAUCAGGAACUGGACGCGAUAGUGAAAGAAGAAGCACCUUCAAGCCAGGAGACGAUUUUGCCCGCAUCUACGGAAUCCGAAUCCGGCAGAGAUACUACAACGGAUAUAUCUUCCGUUUCUGGCUCAUCUCUAGUUCCGGAAUCGGCCUCGGGCACCUCUCUGUUCACAGAAUCCUCUUCCGUCUCACAAACGGAUUUGGACAUUACACCUGCCCGACAAUCCACUCACAGGGAAGAAGAAACGGAUGGCGUUUCUUCGCAGGACUCACGAGUAGCGGAUGCCGAAGCUUCAAAAGUAUCUUUGAAUGAGAAAGCCAAAUCCUCCAGUCAGCUCUGCGAUACCACUUCGACCGAGGAUGUGUUGGACUUGUAUGUCACAAAUCAAGACCGUGAACAGGAUUUCUCCUAUGACACGGAUGAAUCCACGGAGAAGCGUGACUGGAAGCAUGAGACGAGUAACAAAAAUUCAUCCGCUUCACACCAGUCACAGCAGCCCCUUCGGCCACAUUCAAACAGGCCGAACAACUUCAAACAUUCCGGCGAUUCCAGUGGCUCUUCCUCUGGAGAACAACAUUUUCCACCCCUUGGAAUGCUGCCACAUCCGGGAGGACCCGGAGGAUACGGCCCAGGACCAUUUCGUGGUGGUAUGCGUCCACGUUUUCCGCCGCGACCAGGUUUUCCGGGUGAUAUGAACAAUUACCGCAACAAUCGUAUGAACUUUCCGAUGGGAGGUAGGCCUCCAUUCCCACCGCGCGGGCCUCCGUUUGAUCCCAUGAUGCGACCAGGUAUGAUGCGACCUGGCGAUCGCAUGCCCUUCGACCCAAUGCGAGGUGGACCCCGUAUGGGUCCCGGUGGACCAAUGUUUCGACCAGGUGGCCCUGGUGGACCAUUACCCGGUGGACCACCAUUCGGCCCAAUGGGUGGACCAGGAAGAGGCCCCGAAAUGCCCCCUGGUGGCCCUCCAGGUCCGAUGGGUGCCAUUCAACCGCACCCGCCUCCAUUGCUGGGUUUCGAUACUGCGCCCCUGGCAGCAACCACCCCUGCUGUUCCUGUGAUUUCCGCACCGGUUCUACCCAGAAAGGUGUUAAUCAACCCAAACUUCAAAGGAGGCGUUGAGGCAGCAACUAAUCAAUUGAUGCGCGAUGCACUAAGUAGUCAACAAUUUCUAGCUAAUAUAAACAGCCGUCCAGUCAGCGACGAGGAGCUGCUCCGUCAGCAGGAGGAAUUCAUCAACAAAAAUCGGAUUGAAGUGGAGAAACGCCGCUUCGAGCGGUCGCCAUCCCGCGAGAGAGAACGAGAGCGCGAACGCGAUCGGGAUCGAGAUCGCGAAAGAGACCGCGAGCGCGAACGGGAGCGAGAACGCGAUCGGGACCGUGAUAGGGAACGCGAACGGGACCGCGGUCGCUCGAGGGAACGGGAACGCGAACGGGACAAAGAGCGCGACCGGGAACAUCGUGAUCGUUCGCCACGGGAACGAUCCAGGUCUCCGCGGCGUCAUCGCGCUGGCAGUCGGGACCGGGACGCAAAUCGACCGCCGAGAAGGAAUUUCCCUUCGCGGCGACAGGGCAGUCGCGAUCGUGACGACGACAGUCGGUAUCCGAAGAGGCGGAAGAGCGGGGAUUACGGGGACAAUCCGAGGGGUAACAGUGAUAGAAAGGACGACGAUGAAGAUCCCGAAAUUAGAGCGUAUCGAAUGGAAAUUGAGAAGCAGAAAGCUGCUCGGGAGAAGAUUAUUCGUGAUAAGGAGAUGCGUCGGAAACAAGCGGCGGAAGAGAAUAAGAAACCGAGAACUUCGGAUCGCAAAUCCGAGGAACCUCCCGCCAAGUACACUCCGAUCGUGGUCACCGAAAAGAAGAUCAUCUCCCUCAAAAAGAAAUCCGAAUCAGAUAGUAAGUCGCCAUCGGAUCGCCACUCAUCGUCCAACCAUGCUACGUCCUCAUCGCGUAAGCCCGCUGCACAGUCGGUGGAGUCGUCUAAAAAGGCACCACCGUCGUCCGCCAACACCACCACCACCACCUCUUCGUCCGACAACGAUUCGUCGAAGUUGACCUCGUCAGCACCCCCGUUGUCACCGGGCUCACCAAAACGCAAAGUCAUCGACAAUCGGGACGAGCUGGAUCUGUUUCUGGACGAGUACGAAGAGGAGCUGCUGCGGGAGCCGACCCCAUCGCCUCCGCGGGAGAAACCUCCUCCGCCGGUCAGCAGCAACCGAGAUAGUGGGCGCGAGGGUCGCGACAGUGGACGAGAUGGUCGGGGAGACGGCCGUGACAAUCGCGAUCAUCGGAGUGGUUUCGGCUCCGGCAGCCGGCGUAUUGUGCUUAAACCAGUUUCGGGAUCGGAUUCACGCCAGAGCGAUAAAGACAAAGCUCCGCCGGCGAAGAAGUCCAGAGUAUUUGAUAGGCUAGAUAAGCGGAUAGGGGUCAAUGAUGCCGACAAACGCAAACUACAAAGGUUAGUCAAGGACAACUGAGACAGCUCAAUUGACAAGGGAACACAGAUUAAUGUACUUGCGUGCACGUGUGGUAAAGACUUGGAUUUGGUUUCCUAUACUUUUAUGUUCAUUCUUGUGUUCGUAUCAAGAUUGUUCUUUGGUGUAACAAGUGUAAGUUGUUGUUCACAAAGUACCCACACUUCAGUAUGUUAUGACCUAGGAUUAGGAUUUAUAGUCGCUCACAAUCCGUGUGCAGUAGCAACCAUUUUAAUUUAUUUGCUAAGACAUUUUCGUUCUCACAGGAGAACGAAAUUACAACACAUCCUUGGUAUCCUACAGGUGGGCUCAAUCGCCUUACAUUAUUUUUUGAUGAAUCGCCAAUUUGUUACGCGAUAACAAACGAAUAGCCCGGCAUAAAUUCACGCGCGUUUAACUUCCUACUAGCUGCUUUUUUUAAAUACCAUUUAUUGUAAGCAAAACCUAUUGUGUAACGACGAAAGUUGAGAAAAACUGUGAAAGUUAGUCUUUAGGCAUUAACAAAUUUUCAAUUAAGCUAGUUCAUAAAACCCCCAUAAAAGGUAAUCUUUACGCUGACAAAAAAUAGUGACAACUAAAGUGAAAAGUACAUAAAUGCAUUGCGCAUAGCAACAGGUA